Molecule: messenger RNA, 1179 nt
Organism: Malaya genurostris
Lineage: Eukaryota; Metazoa; Arthropoda; Insecta; Diptera; Culicidae
Product: coenzyme Q-binding protein COQ10, mitochondrial
Exons: 3
Coding region: 160-774 (204 amino acids)
Biological process (GO): ubiquinone biosynthetic process; cellular respiration
Cellular component (GO): mitochondrion
Molecular function (GO): ubiquinone binding
Source: RefSeq, a predicted model, not a curated record
CAACAUACUAAUGACAGCUCAGUGAAAUCUGCAAAACUCUGCAAGCCUGGGAAGGAUUAUUUUUGUCGUCAUUCAAAAUUUUGCGUAUUUAAUUAUUAUAAAUGCCAAUUUCUUCCUAAUUCAUAUUGCUAGUUCAAAUACCACCAACCAGCUUCGAAAAUGACGACAAAAGUAUUACCUUCUGUGAAAAGUUUCGCACUUUCGCGAUCAUUAGUUCAGAUCCAACGACAUCCUAUUUUAUAUUCAACGUAUCGUGGUUUGUUCGAUUUUACUCCAAUAACGAAGACGAGGCGUGAAUUUGCACAAAAGAAACUGGGAGGGUAUUCUAUGGAUCAACUCUACAGCGUAGUUGCUGACGUCGAAAACUAUUACAAUUUUGUACCUUUCUGUAAAAAGUCCUACGUGUACGAUAAAAAACCAAGUUCACUGAAAGCAGACCUGAUUAUCGGCUUCCCACCUUUGAACGAAAGUUACACUUCCAAUGUGACAAUGGUGCGACCCACGUUGGUCAAGGCCGAAUGCAGGGACGGCCGCUUGUUCAAUUACCUCCUGACGGUGUGGCGAUUCAGCCCAGGACUGAAAGACAUCCCCCAGUCAUGCGUUAUUGACUUCAUGGUCGCAUUUGAGUUCAAGUCCGUACUUCACUCGCAGCUGUCGAAUCUGUUCUUUGACCAGAUUGUCAAACAGAUGGAACACGCCUUUAUUCAUGAGGCCGAGAAACGCUACGGACGACCGUCUAUCAAGAGUCACGUGUUGGUGUCGAACAAAUCGUGACACAGGAUUCCUCGGGCGGCUCGAAAAGAAGAAGGAGAAGAUGAAAAUUAGGAAAAGAAUUCAACGUGAAGGUUAUUUAUUGGAAGCAACCACCCUCUUCUUUGAGAAUGAAACCGGUGGCCCGUCGAAUAGCUAAUGAAUUUAUGUUUAUAAACCAACAUAGAAAGUAACAGGACUAUUUCCGUCGACCAGACAGGGCGAGAAUGAAUGGUAGCGUGCUUUGAUUAUGAUACUGAUUUGAAUACUGAAUGGGAGGAAUAUAUUUCAUUGGUAAGCAAUGCAGUAGGUGCGAGCAAGUAACAAUACCGAGUCUAGGUCAUGAAAAAAUAUUGAUAGUAUAAUUAUGUAAAAAUGGGGGAAAAAUCAAUUGUAAAUAGAAACAAAAAAACGUGAAACGUAAUUUAA